Messenger RNA from Rhea pennata, 957 nucleotides. Its product is annotated as olfactory receptor 51E2-like. Lineage: Eukaryota; Metazoa; Chordata; Aves; Rheiformes; Rheidae. The transcript has a single exon. Gene Ontology annotation, molecular function: G protein-coupled receptor activity; olfactory receptor activity. The record is from RefSeq and is a predicted model, not a curated record. Gene Ontology annotation, biological process: G protein-coupled receptor signaling pathway. Gene Ontology annotation, cellular component: plasma membrane. Bases 1 to 957 code for a protein of 318 amino acids.
AUGCCCUUCCCCAACAGCUCUGAUCUCAGCCCUUCCUCCUUCAUCCUGGCCAGCAUCCCUGGGCUGGAGGGUGCCCACUUCUGGAUGGCGAUCCCUCUGUGCUCCAUGUACAUCGUGGCCAUCGCAGGCAACUGCGCAGUGCUGUUCAUCGUGAAGACAGAGCCGAGCCUGCACGCUCCCAUGUACUUCUUCCUCUGCAUGCUGGCAGCCAUCGACCUGGCCUUGUCCACGUCCACGGUGCCACGCGUCCUCUCCUUCUACUGGUUCAACACCAGGGAGAUCAGCUUUGGUGCCUGCCUCCUCCAGAUGUUCCUCAUCCACACCCUCUCGGCCAUCGAGUCCACCAUCCUCCUGGCCAUGGCCGUGGACCGGUACGUGGCCAUCUGCCACCCUCUGCGACAUGCUGCCAUCCUCACCAAUGCCCUGACAAUGAAAAUAGGCCUGGCAGCCAUGAUCAGGGGAGUCCUCUUCUUCCUGCCCUUACCCUUGCUCCUCCUGCCCCUUCCUUUCUGCAGCUCCCGAGUCCUGUCACACUCCUUCUGCCUGCACCAAGAUGUGAUGAACCUGGCUUGUGCCAACACCACUCCCAGCAUGGUGUAUGGUCUCACCGCUAUCCUGCUGGUCAUGGGGCUGGACGUCCUCCUCAUCUGCAUCUCCUACGUCCUGAUCCUAAGGGCUGUCUUGAAGCUGGCGUCAUGGAAGGAGAGGCUCAAGGCAUUCAGCACCUGUGUUGCCCAUAUCUGUGUGGUUCUGGCCUUCUAUGUGCCACUGAUUGGGCUAUCUGUGGUGCACAGGUUUGGGAGAGGCCUGGCUCCGUUGGUCCGUGUCACCAUGGGCAACGUCUACAUCCUGGUGCCUGCUGUGCUCAACCCCAUCAUCUACGGGGUGAGGACCAAACAGAUACAAAGGAGGAUCCUGAAUUUAAUUCACAUAUAUAAAAUCAGAACUGCUCAGUGA